AUGUCGGCUACUUUACCUGUGCAGGUGAGCGCUGAGAAGAUGAGGGCACUCAAAGCUCAAACUGUUCCGACAGAGGCUUUCAAAAAGUUUGAAAAGAAAAGAAAACAAGCACUUGAAGAUACCGAGCAAAACAGAAAGGAAACAGCUGCACAGCUCAGACGUGUAGGAGAGGUGUUGAGAAACAAUGCAGACUCCAAAGAUGAAAGUGGCAAGAGACCGCCAAAGACAGGAUCAGCAAAGGAUGAGAAGACAAAGAACAAGUCUGGGGAGAAGCAGAAGGAGAAGGUUGCAAAAAAUGAAGACCAGGAGGAGAACCAAAAGUCAGGUGAGAAGACUGGCUCUUCGAAGGAUGAGAAGACAAAGACGAAACCUGAGGAGAAGCAGAAGGAGAACGCGGCAAAGAAGAAAUCCACAGAGCCAAGCGAGGAGAAGAAGCCACAUGAGAAGACAGGAUCUGCAAAGGAUCAGACGAUGAAGACGAAGCCUGAGGAGAAGCAGAGAGACAAGGAAGCAAAGAAGAAAAGCAAAGAAGAUGAGACCAAGCCGAAGUCAGUUGAGGAGACUGGCACAGCACAGGACCAGAAGACGAAGACAGAGCCUGAGAAGAAAAAGAAGAAGAAGGCACAGAAUGAAGACCAGGAGGAGAACCAGAAGUCAGGCGAGAAGACUGGCUCUGCGAAGGAUCAGAAGACAAAGACAACACCUGAGGAGAAGCAGAAGGAGAAGGCGGCACAGAAGAAAUCCACAGAGCCAAGUGAGGAGAAGAAGCCAGAUGAGAAGACAGGAUCUGCAAAGGAUCAGACGAUGAAGACAAAGCCUGAGGAGAAGCAGAGAGACAAGGAAGCAAAGAAGAAAAGCAAAGAAGAUGAGACCAAGCCAAAGUCAGUUCAGGAGACUGGCACAGCAAAGGACCAGAAGACGAAGACAGAGCCUGAGAAGAAGAAGAAGAAGAAGAAGGCACAGAAUGAAGACCAGGAGGAGAACCAAAAGUCAGGUGAGAAGACUGGCUCUUCGAAGGAUGAGAAGACAAAGACGAAACCUGAGGAGAAGCAGAAGGAGAACGCGGCAAAGAAGAAAUCCACAGAGCCAAGCGAGGAGAAGAAGCCAGAUGAGAAGACAGGAUCUGCAAAGGAUCAGACGAUGAAGACGAAGCCUGAGGAGAAGCAGAGAGACAAGGAAGCAAAGAAGAAAAGCAAAGAAGAUGAGACCAAGCCGAAGUCAGUUGAGGAGACUGGCACAGCACAGGACCAGAAGACGAAGACAGAGCCUGAGAAGAAAAAGAAGGAGAAGGCACAGAAUGAAGACCAGGAGGAGAACCAAAAGUCAGGCGAGAAGACUGGCUCUUCGAAGGAUCAGAAGACAAAGACAACACCUGAGGAGAAGCAGAGGGAGAAGGUGGCAAAGAAUGAAGACCAGGAGAACAAGAAGUCAGGUGAGAAGACCGGCUCUGCGAAGGAUGAGAAGACAAAGACGAAACCUGAGGAGAAGCAGAAGGAGAAGGCGGCAAAGAAGAAAUCCACAGAGCCAAGCGAGGAGAAGAAGCCAGAUGAGAAGACAGGAUCUGCAAAGGAUCAGACGAUGAAGACGAAGCCUGAGGAGAAGCAGAGAGACAAGGAAGCAAAGAAGAAAAGCAAAGAAGAUGAGACCAAGCCGAAGUCAGUUCAGGAGACUGGCACAGCAAAGGACCAGAAGACGAAGACAGAGCCUGAGAAGAAAAAGAAGGAGAAGGCACAGAAUGAAGACCAGGAGGAGAACCAGAAGUCAGGCGAGAAGACUGGCUCUUCGAAGGAUCAGAAGACAAAGACAACACCUGAGGAGAAGCAGACAGAUUCAGGUCAAAAGCCUGGCACAACAACCAGUGCCACUACUGCUUUGAAGAGAGGAUCUCAGCAGGCAACAGGAGAGAUCCAGCCAGUGUCACCGGACAAGAAGAAACUGAAGUCCGAACAUGCAAACCAGACAAAGAGAGACUUGGAGAAGGUACCUGGACAGUCUCCUGAGAAAAAGAAGGCAAAGGGAAAGGAGCCACAGUGGGAGGAGCAGAUCAAGUUUCGUCAGGACCCUCUGAAGGACUUGGAACGUGUUGGCACCUUGGACUCGAUCGAAUUAGCAACUCCGCGGCGUGAGCUGUCCUUCAGCGCGGCCCAGGCUCGACACAAGGCAGUCACCGAUUUGACCACUGACCAGAAGGAAUCGAUUCUGGCCAUGACCAAGCCCAGUGACCUUAACCCUGAUGAGAGAAAGCGCCAGUAUUCCUCAUUAAGGUUCACCAUGUUGAAGUCAUGGAUGACAAACCCAGACUUGAGUUCCAUCGACGUGGAGGAGAAAUAUGUGUCGUACGUGGAGCAGCUCCGCACUGACCGUUACACCACUGUCACGAUCCUGCAACUGGAGAAAAUUUAUGGUCGCUCAAAGGGUGCCCAGGAGUUCAUUGCCCAGUCGGCAAGUUGGUCCCCAGCUGUGGCCUCUUGCCAGGCGCCGUCCUGCCCAAAGGCAAGAAUGUAUAAAGUCUUAAAGGAGGUAGUGGAAGACACCUCUACUGGGAAGCGUGCGGAGACCAAUGCUUCCUUGAAAGGAAGGGUGAGGGAUGACAAUGCGAAAAAACUCAUAGCGAAGCAACUUGGAGGGCUGAUGGAUGAUGUCCCGAGCUUUGAUCUGAAGACUGGACAGAUCAAGACUAAGAAAGCCAAGAAAGAAAAAUCACCAGAAGACAUGGCAGUGCAAGAGCUCAAACAACUUGAGAAAAAGUUGAAGGCCUUGGUGAAUGGCAUUCCGAGCUGUAUCAAGGAGAUUGCGGAUUUGAAUAAGCUUAAGAUCCCUGUGUCGUCUAUCAUAGCUGAUGAGAUUGCCGGCUUCAUCCUCGUGGAGAAGGAAACUGUGAAAGACUGCGAUGUUGAUUUCCGUGACGGCAAGCGCCGUGUUAAUGCUGCUAAGGCCCCCCGGAAAAGUCGGAAGGCUACUCCUGCUGAUGCAUGUGCAUCAUCUGCAGGUGGUAGUGAGAGAAAUUUACACUCGCUGGUGGACACCCUUUGCAAUAGUGACCCGCGUGAUUCCCAUUUUGCACGUGCUUUUUGGCGAUGGCUACGAAAGCAGGAAUGGCGAGCAAUGGUGGAGGUUGUCCUUUGUGAUCCCAGUCGUGACAGUCCCCUUUACUUGGGUGAAUGGCAUUUGUUUCUACCAAGCGAUGUGUUUCUUGCUAAAUAUGUAAAUGUUUCGGAUAGCAGGUGUUCACUGUUUUUUUUCCUGCUAUCUUUUGUUUACUCAUAUUGGAAUUCUGUACGGCACACCCAGUGGUUUCAGGAGCAUCCAGUACUCUCUUCGUCUGACUGUCAGCUUGAUCGAUGUGUGCCCCUGGUUGUGCACGGAGAUGGGGCAGACAGUCACAGGAGACGCUCUUUCUUAGUGCUCACCAUGGGGUCACUGGUUGUCUCAGGAAACUUUUGGGAUUGCAAAUUUUUACUGUACUGCCUGGACGAGUCAAGUGCUACCCCUGAUACAGUUUCAACCUUGGACCUUUGGUGCGCCUGGUCAAUGACUGAGUUACAGCUUGGAUCCUAUAUGGAUAAAGACCCCUGGGGAUGUAGCCUCGCUGCUUUUGACACUGGAAAACGUCAAGGCCUGAUUGCCGGCGGCUACAAAGGCAUCCUUUGCUACCACAAGGGAGACGAGAAGUACCACCAGAAAGUUUACAGAGCAAGUCAUGGAGCUGUGAGUCGCAAUGUGUGCGUGACAUGCAGGGCAACAAACGAUGGUGAUAUGGUGUACACUGCGCACGGCAUCAACGCAAUCCAUCGCACCACACGUCUCUCUACAGAGGAGUUCAUCACUGGGGUUUGCGGCACCAGGACAUGGGUGGGCGUACCAGGGUGGCAUGUGGGAAUGCUUUGCUAUGACUGGCUUCAUGUCGUCGACUUACCCGUGAUUCCUGAAGUCGCUGCAUCUUGCCUCGUCGAGCUCACAGAGGAAAGCACAUUUGGGCAUGCGUCAACUGCUGAUGAGCGUUUGCGAUUGGCAUUUGUUGCGUUCACAAAAGCUUGCAAGAGGGCAGGUGUGCGCAAUCGUGGGCAAAUGUUCAGUAUGCUACGUGCUGCAGUUUUUGUCAAUCUGGUUGCGAUGCGCGCUGCAAUGAGUGAUUCGUCCAACACCGGAGUCAAGCUGACCGAUUCCAAUUUGCAAAUGCUGCAGCGUGCAAACUAUUUGUUCCAUUCCGCACACAACUGGCUUGCGACUGAAGCUUUGGAAAAAGAAAAUCUACUUUGGCGCACACGUCCAAAGUAUCACAAGUAA
This is a messenger RNA of Cladocopium goreaui, 4287 nucleotides long. The record is from the annotation of a GenBank genome assembly. NCBI's taxonomy places the organism in Eukaryota, Dinophyceae, Suessiales, Symbiodiniaceae.